Molecule: messenger RNA, 1293 nt
Organism: Talaromyces amestolkiae
Lineage: Eukaryota; Fungi; Ascomycota; Eurotiomycetes; Eurotiales; Trichocomaceae
Exons: 1
Coding region: 1-1293 (430 amino acids)
Source: RefSeq, a predicted model, not a curated record
AUGGGUAGUGUCUUUAUACGCCCUCAUGGGGCACCUAGGCUGCGAAGGGCAGUUUGUCAAUUCUGCGAACGAACGAAACGAACAGAGGCUGUGUCUUACUCGACGUUACAGCGGGCGCCACUUAGAAACGCUCUCCAACAUCCGACUCGCCAUGCCAGUAACACACCAUUGCGACAAGAUUAUGUUCACUUGUUAGCGUCCGAUUCGUCAAUCGUCAAGCCGUUACAGAUUCCUAGAAGACUGUUGUCGUCAACUCCAGACAUAACGACAUCUCUUGCUGAGAUCAAAGAAAAGUCCGAAGCCUUACGCCGUUCAGAUACAGCAGCCCCGGAAGAAGCAGUAAUUGCGCUGCUCCAGCAAUGCCUACAUCAUGUCGAAUCCUUUCUGAAAGUACAGGAGUUGCAUGAGACAGAGAACUCGAAUCCGGCUCCGAAGGUGACUGCGACGAAAUCGACUGCGGCAUCGUCUCUACUUGGCCUCGACGAAAAGCAGGCUACGCCCGGAAAAUUGAGAAUACCUAAGGUGGAAUCUAGGGUUGUGGACUCUAUAUCGCAAAUAUCUACUGAGCUUUUAGUGGAUGAAAAGGUCUUCAUUUCUCCUGAAGUCCUCGAACUAUACACCAAGAUCCACGUCCUCCUCAAGCGGGCCGACUACCUCCCUCAGAUCUUCUCGCUAUACGCCAAUAAACCUAUUCCGGAAGCAAACACAUCACCCAUUAAAUUCCGCCAACAGAACCCCAAUAGCUUGAAGAAUGCCAUUUCGUCAAAGCUUGCAAACGAGGCUUUAGAGAUUGCUUUAGAGCAGAAGAAUCUAUCGCUUGCGCUUGCUAUUAUCGACACGACCUUUUGCGCGCCAGCCUUUACCAGAGCUAAAUUGUUAAAGAAUGCUGCCGUGCCUCUCGCAGGUUUGGCAACUGCGCCUUUGGCAUCGUACGUGGUUGCAACAUGGGCUGCGAAUAUGCAAAACACCAUGGACGAAUCGCUUGCAACGGGAAUCACGUUUACCGCAACGCUGGCAUACAUAGGGUUCACAUCAUCCGUGGGAAUUAUCGCUGUUGCUACAAGCAACGAUCAAAUGGAGCGAGUUUCAUGGGCUCCUGGCAUCCCCUUGCGACAUCGGUGGCUUAGGGAAGAAGAGCGAGGAGCACUUGAUAGGGUGGCUAUGGCCUGGGGUUUCAGAGACCCGUACAGAAGAGGUGAAGAGGAGGGUGAGGAGUGGGAAAGUCUUCGCGAGUUCAUCGGUAUGAGAGGUAUGAUUCUCGAUAGGACAGAGUUGAUGGAGGGUAUGCAGUAG